AUGUAUCUCCGAAACCUUUUCUUGUCCCUUUUCUUGGUCUUCGCCGUCGGCUUUGCCCUAGUUCAGGCCGAAGAGUCCAAGGGACCUCGCGGCCCUAAGAUUACCUCCAAGGUCUACUUCGAUAUUCAGCAUGGAGAUGAGUCCCUCGGUCGCAUUGUGAUGGGCUUGUACGGCAAGACAGUCCCUGAGACCGCUGAGAACUUCCGCGCUCUGGCUACUGGCGAGAAGGGCUUUGGUUACCAGGACUCUACUUUCCACCGUGUUAUCAAGGAUUUCAUGAUCCAGGGUGGUGACUUCACUAAGGGAGAUGGCACCGGCGGAAAGUCGAUCUACGGCAACAAGUUCAAGGAUGAGAACUUCAAGCUGCGUCACACCAAGAAGGGCCAGCUGAGCAUGGCCAACGCCGGCAAGGACACCAACGGCUCUCAGUUCUUCAUCACCACCGCUAUCACUUCUUGGCUCGAUGGCCGCCAUGUCGUCUUCGGCGAGGUUCUCGAGGGCUACGAGGUUGUCGACAAGAUCCAAAAUGUUCCCAAGGGACCCGGCGAUAAGCCCAAGCUGGCGGUUAAGAUCGUGAAGAGCGGUGAGCUCGAGCUUGAGCCUGAAACCGAGGACAAAGGUAGCCGCGAUGAGCUCUAG
Penicillium egyptiacum is the source of this 639-nucleotide messenger RNA. The record is from the annotation of a GenBank genome assembly. Lineage: Eukaryota; Fungi; Ascomycota; Eurotiomycetes; Eurotiales; Aspergillaceae.